CCUCGUUGGCUAGAUCAAGAAGGACGGAUGAGAGCGCCGAUUCUCAUUCGUCAUAACAUUUAGUAAACAUUUAAGACGUCCUGAAAAAGCGAAAUAGCAGAGCCUCUUUCUGCCCAUCCGACUCGACACUGCGCCGUCAAAGCGCGUUAGCUCGGCUCGCUGUGAAGCUAACACCGGAAGUUAGCAUCACAUGCUAAAGCAGCGAGCCCAGCUGCGAGUGUCGUUGUUGUGUCCAAAAUGUGCAAAGUCCGAAAGCUGCGGGCGUUGGUGAACGAACGACUCACCGCUGCCGUGGAGGAAAUUUUGGUAGCGUUUGAAAGAACCAUAGCAGAGUACGAGGAGGAACUUUGUCGGUCGAAGGAGGAGAUCGAGCGUCAACGUCAGCUACUGGACGCCUUCUCAAAGCCUCGUUUAAACACAGCAGAAUAUGUUCCUCCUGUGCAGCAGCAGAAGGAGCCAGAGCCCCUCAACAUUAAAGAGGAAGAUAAUUUUGGAGUGCUGGAGGAGGCCGAUAUCAGCGCUUUUCAUGUGAAGAGUGAAGAUGAGGAGGAAGUAGAGCAAGCCGAGUGGUCACAGCUUCAUCGUCGUUGCGGUGAGGAGGAGACGAGGCAUCACAUGAAGACAGAAGGUGAUGAUGACGGAGCAGAAGGAGACGGCGCUCCGCUGUCAGACUGCGAGGACGCGACGACGACUGACACCGAUGAGAGCGACGACACGGAAGAAGCCUUCAAGAACAACGACGAUUCCAAAGGGGAGAAGACAUUCGUCUGCUCUUUCUGCAGCAAAAACUUCAACCGCAAGGACAGUUUCAUCAGACACAUCCGAGGGCACACUGGAGAAAAACCUUUCAGCUGUUCCAUCUGCAGCAAAAGUUUCAAAUAUCGCUACGAAAUUAGCAGGCACAUGAAAAUCCACACAGGGGAAAAACCCUUCAGCUGCUCAGUUUGCGGGAAAACCUUUGGUCGCCGGGAGCACUUGCUCUCGCACAUGAGGAGUCACACGGGGGAGAAACCUUUCAGCUGCCCGGUUUGCAGUCGAGGGUUUAGCCAGCGGUCGCACUUGGCCGCGCACUCCCGCACGCACACCGGAGUGAAACCUUUUCCCUGCACGGUGUGCGGGAACACGUUCUCGCUGAAGUGCGUUCUGAUUGCGCACAUGAGAACACACACGGGAGAGAAACCGUUCACAUGCACAGUUUGCGGCAACAAGUUCACACGCAAGAGGCAUUUGCUGAUGCACGUGAGACGACACACUGGGGAAAAAAGCGCUCCGAUGCAGCGUGCGUCUUUAAAGAUUGCCACUGAUCCAGAUUUAGUCAACACGACUUGAAAUGAACUCAAAAUCUAUUUUUACUUUUCACAACACAAACUUCACCCAGUUAGGAGCGAAUCCUUUUUUUUGUACAUGUAUUCAACACUUUGGAAUCAAAUAAACAUAUCUUCUUUCUUCUGCUCAAGUAAAAUAUUAGAAAAAUGUGUGUUUGAUAGAAUCAUGACCUUUAUAGUAUGGCAUAAUAUACCAUACCGUAUGGUUUAUGUGUUUUGGAUAAUGCUUAACAUUACAUUAAGGACCACCACAUGCCGAAAUAGAACAAAGAAAUAAAGAUGUUAAAAUCAAAAUUAAAUAAGAGUAAAUAAAAAAUUGCAUUGAAUGUAGAAGUAAAGAUCAAUCAGUUUUACGUAAAAAAAAAAUAAAUACUGGGUUUUGUUUUAUUUUGCAAAAUUGUACAUUUUUCAAGUAAAGCAUACUCCAGGGGUGUCCACACUUUUUCAGCCGAGGGCCGCAUACUGAAAAAUGAAAGGAUGCGGGGAUCGUUUUGACAUUUUUUAAAUGUUAUUUUAUAUAAAAAAAAAACAAACAGUGCAUGUCAGUGUUGUGUCAGUGGUGACAAAGCGUAUUCAACAUUCAAGAGUUUUAUUGUCACGUGCAUAGUAAAACAGGUGGUUCUGCUAUGCAAUGACAUUCUUGUUCGGUUCAUUCUCCCCCCAAAAAAGAA
Dunckerocampus dactyliophorus (ringed pipefish) is the source of this 1996-nucleotide messenger RNA. Its product is annotated as zinc finger protein 32-like. The transcript is spliced from 2 exons. The coding region runs from base 238 to 1329 and encodes 363 amino acids. The record is from RefSeq and is a predicted model, not a curated record. Gene Ontology annotation, biological process: regulation of transcription by RNA polymerase II. NCBI's taxonomy places the organism in Eukaryota, Metazoa, Chordata, Actinopteri, Syngnathiformes, Syngnathidae. Gene Ontology annotation, molecular function: RNA polymerase II cis-regulatory region sequence-specific DNA binding; DNA-binding transcription factor activity.